GGCCUUCCACAGGGCGGGGAUGGCUGUUUAGUGAAGAAGCUCGGAAGUGAGAGAGCCGUGUGGAGCUCAGAGUUUAGUGUUGAAGAUUUAAACCUGCGGCUUACUGUUUACAGAAGGUGUUAUUUCCUGUCGCGGAUGUGUUUUUAAUCAUUUCACCUCGCGCUUUGAUUUUGUUGACAGUGCAGGUGAGCUGCUGUUCUCGGGUUUUAGGUUAUCCAGUGGUUUUAACCCUUCACAUGGCUGUGUGUCCUGACGGAAUAACGCACUUCACACAUUAAAGCAGGUUCUGUGUGACAUGUGGUGUAUCCUCGAGUGUCACGAUGAGCGUCCCAGAGAGCAAAAGCACCACAGACGUGUCCUACGUGCUGAAGAUUCACGUGAGUCCGUCCCUCAGCACACGUCCGUCCUGCACAGUCAGGGUGCGAAACGGCACCACGGCGGCCCUGGUGGUGCAGAAAAUCGCUGAGCUGCUCGAGCUCGACUCGUCCAAGCCGUAUGAGCUGAUGGAGGUGAGGAAACACGCAGGGGACAAACACGUCCUCCGGACGGACGACUGUCCUGUAGACCGCCUGCUGCUUUGGCCGCAAGGACACGAGGAAAGUCAGGGUUAUUAUUUCACUUUCCAGCAGGGCAAACAGGACACACCAGGGCAGCACCGCACCGUGCAGGACUUUCUGACACCCCGGCAUGAAGACGUGAAGGAUCUGUGCAGCCUCGCUGUGCUUAACGAGGACAGUAUUCUAGAAACGCUGCGCUGUCGGUUCUACACGCACCAAAUCUACACAUACGCCAGUAACAUCCUCAUCACCGUCAACCCCUUCAAGUUCCUCCCCAUCUACAACCCCAAAUAUCUGCAAAGGUACGAGAACUGCAUUCUAGGAAAAGAAGAUCCUCACAUCUUUGCUAUAGCGGAUGCUGCGUUCCAUGCCAUGCUGAACAAACGGACCAAUCAGUGCAUCGUCAUCUCCGGAGAAAGUGGCUCGGGGAAAACGCAGAGCACCAACUUCCUCAUCCACUGUCUGACCACGCUGAGCCGGAAGGGCUGCACCAGCGGCGUGGAGAGGACCAUCUUAGGAGCUGGACCAGUACUUGAGGCAUUCGGCAACGCAAAGACGACGUACAACGACAACUCGAGUCGCUUCGGGAAGUUUAUCCAGGUGAAUUUCCUGGAAGGUGGAAUCGUUAGAGGAGCUACGAUAGAGAAGUACUUGCUGGAGAAAUGCCGUCUCGUGUCCAGGAAAAGCAGAGAAAGGAACUAUCAUGUGUUUUAUUACCUGCUUGUCGGAGCGUCUCAGGAAGAAAAAGAAGAGUUCAAACUGUUAGAACCAGAAAAUUAUCACUACCUCAAACAGGAUCAGGCUGAUGUGGACGAUGUAGCAGAGAUUGAGUGUGAGUUUAAGAGACUGCAGCAGGCGAUGGAGAUGGUCGGCUUCCUGCCUGCUACCAAGAAACAAAUAUUCUCUGUGCUUUCCGCUAUUCUGUAUCUGGGAAACGUGACGUAUGAGCCGAGAGCAGACGGAGACGGAGUGACUGUAGGACCUGCGGACGUCCUCAAAACUCUAUCUGAUCUGCUAAAGGUGAGAGAGGAUCUUCUAAUCGAGGCUCUGACUCAGAGGAAAGCUCAGACGGUGAACGACGUCCUCGUGCUGCGUUACAGCCUCAAUGAGGCAAUCACAGCACGAGACUCGAUGGCUAAAUCUCUGUACAGCUCGCUGUUUGACUGGAUCGUCUUCCGCAUCAACCACGCUCUCCUCAACAAGAGAGACAUGGAGGAGGCUGUCCCGUGUCUCUCUAUCGGUGUGUUGGACAUUUUCGGCUUUGAGGAUUUUAAGACCAACAGCUUCGAGCAGUUCUGCAUUAACUACGCUAACGAGCAGCUACACAAUUACUUCAACCAGAACAUAUUCCUCCUGGAGCAGGAGGAGUAUGUGUCGGAGGGAAUCAGCUGGACCUCAGUGAGUUACACAGAUAAUGUUGGCUGCAUUAAUCUGAUCAGUAAGAAGCCCACGGGUCUGCUGUACCUGCUGGACGAGGAGAGCAGUUUACCUCAAGCGACUGAUAUCACGCUGUUGGAGAAGUUUAAGCGGCAGCAUCAGGAGAACCCUUACUUUGUUCCUACACUGGUUCUAGAGCCCGCCUUUGUCAUCCGACACUACGCCGGCAAAGUCAAAUACCAAAUAAAGGAUUUCAGAGCGAAAAACACGGACCACAUGAGGCCCGAUAUCGUCGCUGUCCUUCGCAGUAGUAGACGAGGAUAUCUGAGGCGAUUAAUCAGUUCAGACCCAGUCGCAGUGUUCAGGUGGGGGGUCCUCAGGGCCACCGUACGUGCAGUGUAUGCCAUUAAAGGGGCGGGGCAACGCUGGGCCACUGAACAUCCAGCGACAGUAAGACGAUACUCCCGUGACGCACUGAAACAAAUGAAGAGACCGUCCUCCACCAUUGGCCAACUGAUGAGUCAGCAUUCCUGCAUCGAUUUCUCCUUCGACCGUUCUGAGGAGAACCCGCUCGAGAUUUUGGAGGACGUCUUUGCCACAUUUGAGAGCAAAAAGGAAAUGCAUGCCAAAAUCCUCCGCACGGUAACACGGUUAGGUGGUGACGUUCCUCAAAAGUUUCGUCUCUCCACCGUUUCUCUGAGGAAAUUGCGACACUUUUCUCCGAAAAGCCGUGCCGGUCGUAAUAAACAGAUCAUUCCAAAGAAUCUGAUGGACUGUCGCUGUCUGAAGCUCAUCAAGGAUUUGAAUCUUCACAACAGCGACACUCGCAUUUCACCCCACCUGCACAAGAAGAAGAAACCUCCCAGCAUCAGCAGCCAGUACCAGACGUCUCUGGUGAAGCUGUUGGACACACUGAGGAGAGCUGAGCCAUUCUUUGUGCGCUGUAUCAGGUCCAACGCUGAGAAGAGGGAAAUGCAGUUUGAUGAUGAGCUCGUCCUUCGACAGUUGAGGUACACUGGCAUGUUAGAGACGGUCCACAUUAAGAGAUCAGGUUACGGAGCCAAGUACACUUUUAAGGAGUUCAGGGAGGAAUUCAGGAUCCUGCUGCCGAGACAGUCGUCUUCUCCUCUGCAGGACAUUGAGAAACUUCUGCGAAGAAUCACAGCGGAGAAGAACAACUUCCAGAUCGGCAAGACCAAGGUGUUUUUAAAGGAGAUGGAGAGACAGAAGCUCCAGAACACACUGCAUAAGGAAGAGAUGCGGAGAAUCCUCCUGCUGCAGCGUUGGUUUCAGGCGUGUCUCACACGUAAACACUUCCUGAUGAGGAAGAGGGCCAUCAUCACUGUACAGAGGUCAUGGCGAGGUUAUCGAGUGUCGACCCAGUGCAGAGCAGCCGCGGUGAUCCAGAAAGCAUGGAGAGAAUCUCGUGAGCGAGCCGAGUACCUGCGGCAGAGAGAGAGCCUGAGGAACCUGCAGCAGCUGAAACAGAGCGCAGAGAAUCGCAGGCAUCUGCAGGAGGAGCGAGUGAGUAGGGUAGAUGGUGUUAAGGGCACUUCAGAAAGUAAGGACAGCAGGAAUGAGACGCUGCUGCCACGCCCUGACGGUAAAAUAAAGCCGCUGCCGCCGAUACCGUCCCAAACGCCAGCAAAGAACGAGAGCGUGAAGAACCUUGGGGACAAGGACCAGCAGAACCGAGGCAGCGUCCCGGAGCAGAGGGAGAGACGAGAGAAUAAGAAGAUGGACAGAGACACCUCGGUCCCUGCCGCUCCACCCCAACCGGACUCUCUGACCGAUCCAAAUACAGACAAUGGUCUUGGCAUGAUGACGCUGCAGCGCUCCAAACCGGCCAACAUGAGGGAGAAAGUGGAGAAGUGGAGAGAGCGAAGGAGUGACAUUGUGGUUUUGGAGACGAGCAACCUCGGGAUGAGCAGAUUAAAGACUCGAGGAAUCUCAAUGUCCCUGGAUAAUCUGACCAAUCUGAGCUCAUCUGAGUCGGACAGUAUGUCUCCGUCCAACACCGAGGUGACGCUGCGUAGACGUAGGCGAUCAAGACACAAGCGUCGAUUGGCUCACGCUCGCAGCGGCCUCAUGCUGAAAGGCACAGAGGACUGUGAGGAUUACUGGAUUUUCCCACUUCCUCCAUUCAGCCCGGGCAUCUCAUUUCACUCCAGCGCCCCUGUGGUGCUCCAUAAAACCCAGCUGCCUGAUGGAUCUAAAUCGAGUGUGCUGCAGAGCCCAAGUGAAGCCACACCCUCACCACAGCAACUCGCUCCGGAAAAAGGAGGGUUUUUUGGUCGGUAUUUCCCUUUGGGUCAGAAGAAGCGUCUCACUCCUCAGGACGGAAACGUGACGAUGGCCAGGACCCUCGCCGAGAGAGAAGAGUUUAAGAGGUCGGACAGUAACUCCCCCACGUCGGCGUCUCCGUCCUCACUGGCCAAGCGGAAACGUCAGAGUAUUAGGAUCAGCCGCGGGACACAAAUAAGGGAGCAGAGUAACGCCACACUCAACCGCCAGAUCACCGACACAACAGAACUGCGCCACCUCGACGAGUUCCUGGGAAAUCAGAUGAAUGAGCUACACUCCAGGGUGAAGUCUCUCUCAGAGACGGAGGUGAUUUUCUUCACGGCCACGAUGCAGUUCAGAGACACGAUUAAGAGCAUGUACUCGCUCUCGAACCCUCAGAUCAGUUAUAAAGGCCUGCUGCAGGGAUACAAAACUAAAGUGGCGAGUUUAGCUGCGCAGAAGAAGAAGGACGAGGUGCCGCUGGUGGUGAAUUUAUUCCAGUCGGUGCUGGACGGCUUUAUCAGAGCCGAGAUUAAACGCGUCUCGUCGAUGUCUGACAUCAACAAGCCCACGAAAAAGAUGAAGAGGAUGAGAGAGAGUGAUAAGUGUUCUGACAGCCCGCUGGAUCACUCAUUCAGUACGUACCUAGUUAACAUCGUUCAGUCAUGUGACAUGUGCGGCUCGUUCAUCUGGUGCAUGGAGAAAGCCUGCAUGUGCAGCAUGUGUAAGAUGGUGUGUCACAGGAAGUGUAUGAAUAAGAUAACAACACCCUGCUCCAAACACCUGGAUAAGAAGACUGAAGCUGGUAAAGUCACUGUGUACUUCGGAGUGCACUUACCCACUUUGACCAGCAGGGAAGAGCCCGUGCCCUGUGUGUUGGAGAGGCUGCUGGCGCAUGUGGAGAUGAACGGACUCUACACCGAGGGGAUUUACCGCAAAUCAGGCUCCACUCUGAAAGCUAAAGAGCUUCAUCAGCUGCUGGACACGAGUCCUCAGAGUACCGUUCUGGAUAAUUAUCAGAUCCACACAGUUACGGGGCUGAUAAAGUGCUGGUUACGGGAGUUACCUGAGCCUCUGAUGACCUUUAACCUCUACAAUGACUUCCUGUAUGCUGCCGAUGUCCCAGAGACGUCAGAGAGGCUGCGAGCUAUUUACAGGAAGUUAGAGGAACUUCCUUCUCCGAACUACACCACGCUGGAGCGCCUUAUCUUCCACCUGGUCAGGGUGGCGAAGGAGGAAUCUCAUAACCGGAUGUCUGCUAACGCUCUGGCCAUCGUGUUUGCUCCAUGUGUCCUGCGCUGUCCUGACGUUUCUGACCCGCUGCUCAGCAUGAGAGACCUGCCCAAGACCACACUGUGUUUGGAGGUGUUGAUCCUGGAGCAGAUGAAGAGAUUUGACGAGAAGAUGAAGGAGAUCCAGCAGCUGGAGCACGCCGAGGCUCUGGCAGUUAAACAGCUCACACUGCGCAGACAGAACACGCAGUGUGUCUUCUUGUCUCAGGUCCUGGAGAACCCGAAGGGGAAAGUGGACGUGUCUCAAAGAGACGGCUCGGACUCAGAUGUGGAGAACACGCUGCUUGAGAGGAUCCGAUCUAUAAAACACGAGAAGAAUAAACUGGCCUACAGGCUGCCGGACAUGGAUGGUUCUGAUAAUGAGAACCUGGACUGUGAGAGCACAGUGAGCACUGAGAGUCCUCUCGAGGACAAAAUCACUCACCUGGGCUUGGAAGGUCAGCGGAGCGUGACGCAGCCACUGAAGCUUCCUGAGGAGAAAACACCGCAUGAUCACAGAACUCAGAGACAAGUCGAUGCUCUGCCCACGUGUCUCAUCCAAGAUGGCCGCCGAGAUUUAAUAUCGAGCGGACGCUUUACUGACCUCGACAUCCCCUUUAUAGAUGACGACGUUUAGCAUCUAAACAAUCAGGCGUGUAGCGCUAAUCACUCGCUAUACCACCAUAUACACCAUGUGCAAUACUGUUAGCAUGGACUGUUUACAGAGAGUUAGCCAAGUGUGCAGUAGAUAUUUUCUUUCUCUUCAUUUACAGUCAUAUUUGUGUUGGGAUUUUGCCAGAAGUCGUCGCUGUGGUUAUGUUUAGCUAGUUAACAUUGCGCACACGACCUGGCUGGUGUGGAGAGUGCGGUGGUUCCACCGACAAGCUAGCUAGCUAGCAUUCUAGUAGGAGCUAAAUAUCUAGCUAGCUGAUUGUUUAAAAAAUAAUGUAUUCAAUUCUAAUUGUAAUGUUGUCACUGGAAGAGCUAAAGUUGCUAACUGGUUAGUGCUGUUAUUAGAAUCAGUGUAUAAACUGAAAAUAAAAUAGCGUGGAGACUCUACAGCGUGACCUAAUGAAGAGCCCUGACCGUCACUGUGUGCUAACCGCUAGCUAGCAUUGGUUAGUUAGCUGAAUCCCAGCUAAAACUGUGUUUACACACAGUGCUGAUCAGACCGUAAACACUUGGCGGUUAAUAUUACAGAAGUGUAAUAGAGCGCGAUGGCGAUGUUACCGCGCGAUGGCUAAUCCGUAAGAGAAGAGUUAACUGGUGCCUGUAGUAAAGUCAGAAAUGAAACUCCUAGCUAAUAAUAAUAUCGUCACCACGCCCUCACCUGAAUAAUCCUCGCUUUAUUAUGCAACGAUGUCACCAGAAAGGCAACUUCCUGUUAUUGUUAUUUUUUUAUUAGUUGAGUCUUUUGUACGGAUUAUCAACUCUAACUCACACUGGAGUUUAUAAUAACGUGUUCCGCAGCCCUUACUGAACCUGAUCACCUGCGUUUAUUCAUGAAAACACAACUGAAUCUUCACCUCCAUCACCUCCAUCACCAUCAUCUUCAUUAUCCGCCCUCCAGCUUCCUCCCUGUCUGUGUCGAUUAACCUAGGUGUUGUCUCUCUCUCUGUCUGUCUGUCUCUCUCUCUCUGUUUCUCCCUCUGUCUCUGUCUCUCUAUCCCUCUCGCUCUGUCUGUGUGUGUGUGUGUGUGUGUGUGUGUAUGUGCGUGUGUCUGUCUCUCUCUCUCUGUGUCUCUCUCUCUCUUUCUGUCUCUCUCUCUCUCCCUCUCGCUCUGUCUGUCUGUCUCUGUGUGUGUGUGUCUCUCUCUCUGUCUGUCUCUCUCUCUCUCUCUCUCUCUUUGUCUCUCCCUCUCACUCUGUCUGUCUGUCUCUCUCUGUGUGUCUCUCUGUGUGUGUGUUUCUCUCUCUCAGAGAAACUUGUAUAUUGUGGAAAAUAAAAAUAAGUAGAUCAGUGUCAUUUCA
Molecule: messenger RNA, 7459 nt
Organism: Ictalurus punctatus (channel catfish)
Lineage: Eukaryota; Metazoa; Chordata; Actinopteri; Siluriformes; Ictaluridae
Gene: myo9b
Product: myosin IXb
Exons: 42
Coding region: 321-6125 (1934 amino acids)
Biological process (GO): intracellular signal transduction
Cellular component (GO): myosin complex
Molecular function (GO): microfilament motor activity; GTPase activator activity; ATP binding
Source: RefSeq, a predicted model, not a curated record